Juglans regia (Persian walnut) is the source of this 1122-nucleotide messenger RNA. Its product is annotated as alkylated DNA repair protein ALKBH8 homolog. The record is from RefSeq and is a predicted model, not a curated record. Bases 50 to 853 code for a protein of 267 amino acids. The transcript is spliced from 4 exons. Gene Ontology annotation, cellular component: mitochondrial matrix. NCBI's taxonomy places the organism in Eukaryota, Viridiplantae, Streptophyta, Magnoliopsida, Fagales, Juglandaceae. Gene Ontology annotation, biological process: fatty acid metabolic process; DNA damage response.
GAAUGGCCCUUGCCCAGUCAGAAUCAAUUUCGAGCUAAUUUUCGAAGAAAUGGAUGAUCAAGAGGCAGUUUUCAAAGAAGUGUUUGGCGACUCAUCGGACAGCGAAGGGUACGAACAACAACAAUCGCCUCGAUUGGAAGAACAUGAUGAAAUGCACGAAGAUCGACCUACCCCAACAACUUUCGAUCAAAACACCAACUGGGAACAAAUCAAAGAGAUCAGAGGGCUGUGGUUGUGCAGGGAUUUUCUCUCGGCUGGACAACAGUCUUCCGUGCUCUUCUCCAUUGAAAACGAAGGAUGGUUCACUGAAGCCUCUCAUAACCAGGCUAUGAGGUUUGGAAAUCUUCCGGCAUGGGCAAGUGAGAUUUCAGAUUCUAUCCGUGAGUUGGUGCUUUUAAAUGAUCCUGGUCUUGAUCCUAUGAACUUGGGAACUUAUUAUGGGGCUGAAGAAGAAUGUGCAUUUCCAUCAGAUUUACUUUGGAGGGAGCCUCUCUUUGACCAGCUCAUUGUAAAUGCAUACCAGCCAGGUGAGGGGAUCUGUGCACAUGUAGACCUUAUGCGCUUUGAAGAUGGUAUUGCCAUUGUCUCCUUGGAGUCAUCAUGUGUGAUGCAUUUCACCAAAGUUGGAGAAGCUUAUUGUGAUGCUGCAAAUGGGGGAAAGCCGCAUCCACCCGCGACAAAGAUUCCGGUUUAUCUGACCCCUGGAUCGCUAGUUCUUAUAUCAGGAGAAGCUCGCUACAGUUGGAAGCACGAAAUCAACCGGAAGCCAGGGAUUCAAAUAUGGGAAGGGCAGGAACUAAAUCAGAGAAGGAGAAUCUCGGUAACACUAAGGAAGCUCUGCAGGGUUGAUUAGCAUAUUAACCAUCACAUUUUGAGUUGCAGGAUACAUUCGUUUUAUUGUUUUUGAUUGAGCCCUCGUUCUUCUUGAUCUUAGGGCUUGUACUUCAUAUGGGGUGACUAGAGGAUAAUGCUCGAUUGAGAACGUCAAUAAGAGUGCACCCAUAAGUCUUAGUUACAGAAAAUUAGCUUGUGUUGUAUCUCUUUUCCUUUUUGUAGGAUUUCUGAAGCUUUUUGUGUCUCGAAAGAAAAAAGAAUAAAGGACGUUUGGCACCUUAUGUUUAA